AGGGAGACAUGGAAUUUGAAGCAGGCUCCAGGCUCCGUGCUGUCACUGCAAAGCCCCAUAUGGGGCUAGAACUCAUGAACUGUGACAUCAUGACGUGACAUGAAGUGGGAUUCUUAACCUACUGAGCCACCCAGGCACCAGAGAAAUAGCAUUCUUGAAGACCAGAAAUUGGGAUGGGGGGUAUUCACACAUUUUAUAACCCAGAAAUCCAAGUGAUUAUGGUGACUUUGCCAAUGCAUUGUGUUGGAGGAUAGUUGUACGGUAGAAAAACAGUGAACCCUACAGGGAGUUGAAGAAGAGGACAAGUGUCUUAUCCAUGGCUUCUGGCAACAUGGGGCAGUAUAAGGACUCACUGUCACAGUGACCAACUUGCCAGAAGGAAAGAUCCUCAAUGUCAGGAAUUUGUGAAGAGAGUCAUAAUGAGUCAUCUCUUUAAGAUAAUUAUGAUUAGUAUCGUCUCCGUGAAUGCCUUUUUUGUGGUCUUGUGGACUGAUUAUAAUACAAGAUACAACUUAUUCACACUUUGUGAGGUCUCGGAGCUCAUCUUUGUGUCCAUCUAUAGCUCUGAGUUCUGCAUGAAGCUCUACGUGGACCCCAUCAACUACUGGAAGGAUGGCUACAACCUGCUGGAUAUAAUCAUUAUCAUCAUUAUCUUCAUUCCUUACAGUCUCCGCAAAUUCAAGGGCAAGCACUACCCCUACCUCAACAUUGCUGACGGCAUUCAAUCCCUGCGCAUCCUCAAGCUUAUCACCUAUAGCCGUGGUAUCCGGACACUCAUCACCGCCGUGGGGCAGACAGCCUACACCGUGGCCUCCGUGAUCAUCCUACUCUUCGUCCUCAUGUUCAUCUUCGCCAUCUUGGGCUUCUGCCUGUUUGGAGUUCCAGACAGGGGUGACCCGAAUAACUGGGGGAACCUGGCUGUGGCUUUCUUUACCCUCUUCAGCUUGGCCACGGUCGAUGGCUGGACAGACCUACAGGAACAGUUGGAUAAUCGGAACUUGGCUCUCAGCCGGGCAUUCACCAUCAUCUUCAUCUUGCUUGCCUCCUUCGUCUUCCUCAGCAUGUUCGUGGGUGUGAUGAUCAUCCACACUGAGGACUCCAUUAAAAAGUUUGAACGGGAGCUGAUGGCGGAGAGACAUGUGACACUCAUGGAGGAGAAGCAGGUGAUUGUGAAGAGGCAGCAGGAAGAGGUCAGCAGGCUGAUGCAGACACAGAAAAAAGGUGACUACAAAAGUUUCAGUGAGCUGGUAGAGAACUUCAAGAAGACCCUGCGGCACACUGACCCCAUGGUCUUGGAUGAUUUUGGCACCAGUCUGCCCUUCAUCGACGUCUACUUGUCCACCCUGGACAACCAGGACACUACGAUCUGCAAGCUUCAGGAGCUGUACUGUGAGAUCGCACACGUGUUGAGCCUGAUGCUUGAAGACUUGCCGCAGAAGAAACAGUCCCAGUCCUCUGAAAAGGCCACUGAGCAGUAGGGGGCGUGGGCACCAGGUGCCGGUGUGACCUGCAGGACGUGACAGGCCCCCCCAUUAAACACAAGCUUUCUGAA
Panthera uncia (snow leopard) is the source of this 1552-nucleotide messenger RNA. It is a transcript of the gene CATSPER3, whose product is annotated as cation channel sperm associated 3. Gene Ontology annotation, biological process: monoatomic ion transport; transmembrane transport. Gene Ontology annotation, molecular function: monoatomic ion channel activity. The transcript is spliced from 9 exons. NCBI's taxonomy places the organism in Eukaryota, Metazoa, Chordata, Mammalia, Carnivora, Felidae. The record is from RefSeq and is a predicted model, not a curated record. Gene Ontology annotation, cellular component: membrane. The coding region runs from base 420 to 1478 and encodes 352 amino acids.